Saccharomycopsis crataegensis is the source of this 705-nucleotide messenger RNA. RefSeq names its product TATA-binding protein (gene SPT15). The coding region runs from base 1 to 705 and encodes 234 amino acids. The record is from RefSeq and is a predicted model, not a curated record. Gene Ontology annotation, molecular function: RNA polymerase II general transcription initiation factor activity; DNA binding. Gene Ontology annotation, biological process: DNA-templated transcription initiation. The transcript has a single exon. Lineage: Eukaryota; Fungi; Ascomycota; Saccharomycetes; Ascoideales; Saccharomycopsidaceae.
AUGUCUCUUCAAUUUCCAUCCUCCACACUCGACUUUGUGGAACAGAAGCCUUCAUUGGAAUUUGCUAACGGAGCUGCUGAUGACCAAAAACUCGACGAAGUUGCUCUGGUGAACCAAGUUAAUAGCUCGGUUGGUGACGAGAUUGCUGAAGAUGCCGGUACCUCUGGAAUUGUUCCAACGCUACAAAAUAUCGUUGCCACUGUCAAUUUGGAUUGCCGUUUGGAUUUAAAGACCAUUGCGUUGCACGCCCGUAAUGCUGAAUAUAACCCAAAGCGUUUUGCUGCGGUUAUUAUGCGUAUUAGAGAACCAAAAACCACUGCUUUGAUUUUUGCCUCUGGGAAGAUGGUUGUCACCGGUGCUAAGUCAGAAGACGAUUCGAAGUUGGCCUCGAGAAAAUAUGCUAGAAUCAUUCAAAAGUUGGGGUUCAACGCCAAGUUCACAGAUUUUAAAAUCCAGAAUAUUGUUGGUUCUUGUGACGUAAAAUUCCCAAUCAGAUUGGAAGGUUUGGCAUUUUCCCACGGUACUUUCAGUUCUUAUGAACCAGAAUUGUUCCCAGGGUUGAUUUAUAGAAUGGUGAAACCAAAGAUUGUGUUAUUGAUUUUUGUUUCGGGUAAGAUUGUUUUGACUGGUGCAAAACAAAGAGAAGAGAUUUAUGCUGCUUUUGAAGCUAUUUAUCCCGUGUUGAGUGAAUUCAGAAAAUUAUGA